AGCCGUGACUAGACAUUCGGUCAUAGAAGCGGUGGAGGGGGCGCUCGAGCCACGUCGGUGAAACAAAUCAACGCUUGAAGGCAGAUUUCAAAGAGGGUGAGUAGACUAAUUGCGACAACUGCUGCGUAUUCUUUAAUCUCCCUCAAAUGUAAACUCGGGAGCGCAGAGAUCCACGCAGAACCGCCUGUCCUGUUGAUGCGGGUAGGUCAGUCUCACAAGCACAGUCCGCCAUUCCCCCUUUUUUUAUAUUUAACGACACCCUUUCAUAGUCUGACAGGGUAAAUUCUCAGUAGCAUUGUGCAUACUGUACUGCAUUUUCCCUUUGCUCUGUUCGAGUGCAGUGGUAGAGCCGGCAGCUCUUGUUGUAUAUGUGCCUAUAACGGAUGAUUUGGUGCAGCACGAGGAGUCCUCAUCUGGGGGCGUUGGACAAAAUCCACCCCUAUCCUACAAACAUUAUGUGCACUCAUUAAUUGGUCAAAGAAGCAAAGGUGAAGGCAGAUGUUUCAAAUUGAAGAUUCUUUUCGCUUAGUGCUGUAAAAUAAUCCCAACCUCAGGAUUAAUUUUAUCAACCCUCAUGACCUUUAAAUAACCCAUCACUAAAUGUCUCACUUUUGUUUAUUUAGUUUCAUCCUUUGACAUAUCUGCCCACCCUCUCUCCAUCAGGUCCCUGCUGCUCAGCCAAGAGCAGGAGAUCCAGGGCGAUGGCCACACCAGACCCCCCCAUGGGAGGUACACCUCGCCCAGGUCCCUCCCCUGGUCCUGGUCCCUCUCCCGGGGCGAUGCUUGGCCCCAGCCCUGGGCCCUCCCCGGGGUCCUCUCACAGUAUGAUGGGCCCCAGCCCUGGCCCUCCCUCCUCUGGACAUGCGCAGCCUGGACCCUCUGGUUACGGCCAAGAGAGCAUGCACCCUCUGCACAAAGUAAGAACAUGUGCACACCUGACAUCCCGCUGAGACGCACAAACUCGGUUUUUAAUCCCUCAGAAAAAAGAGAGCAGUGAAUUUAGAGGGUCAGGGUGUAGUUUCAGUGCAUGUAGUUUUAUUUUUACAUAUUUAACCCUAGAACACUAUCGCUAAAAUUAGUAACACCAUUACUAUCGCUGGGUGAUUUUUACCCGAAAUAAUAUACCCAAGAAAAAGUACUUGUCAUCAAAAUAUAUAAAAAUAGAACAAAACAUGACAAAUUAAAGUAGUUUUCUAUUAUUCUUACCUGUGCAAUGUCCAAAGAGAGGGGGAAAAGUGGCAUCAGGGGACCAUAUAAAAAUGCAACGAAUUAUCUGAAAUUAAGCAUUCAUGAACAAAAAAAUUCCUAAAACAGAUAUAUAUAGAAACUGUGAACUUACUUUCUUUUCCACCCAUUCCUGGGGCAUUUGAGUCUUCGCUGGUGAAGACUCAGGCACAAUAACAGCUGCAGGAGAGAGAACCAAAAUAUGGCAUAUUUUGAAUGAGUAAAAAUGACAAGCUGACUAAAAUAUUUCUUAUCACCAUAUGAAUUCCCUUGAAAACCACUACUUUGUGAGUUAUUCAUAACCACUGCGCUAGAUAAACAUAGCAUGCAAAUUCCAGGACCACUCUUACUGACCUUAUUCACCAACAUGCAGCUAUCAAAUCCACCCAAACCUACUUUACCCUCGAUCACUAUUGCUGGGUGAAAAUCACCCUGUGAACACGUGCCUGUAGGAAAAAGACGGAUUUGGAUCAGGGAAACAAAUAUGCCUUCAAUGAUGUCAAAGGCAAUGCUGAAGCUACCCAGAGACCCAUGACACUCAGACAAACACAACAUUUAAAAAAUCACAUUAACAUGUUUGGUCGGGUGAAAUCGUCUGGCGAUAGUGUUCUAGGGUUAAGAUGUUAAACUUCACAUUUACACGACAAGAAGAAUUAAACUUAACUUUAAACCGGGCCAAGUGAGGACUUACAUGGCAGACAUAUCCUGACAUUUAUAUCCUUUCAUAAGAAGAUAUAGCUAUGUUACUCUGUCUGCAAUAGAUGCAAGUUUACUUUUGUUUUUCAACACAAAAAUAUCCACAAAUAACUACAGCUGAGUAUUUAAAAUGUGUGUGAAAAUCUCACACUGCCUUCCAAAGUGACAUCCAUGUGGUCCUUUGAGUUAGUCCAGACUUCACAAAAUUAGUAUGUAUGCAACUCUACAUUUACAGCUGGGUUAGACCAUGAUGUGACGCUAUACAGAGAGGCCCUACUUAAUUUUCACACACUGUUUGAUCCCGCCCUCACAGCCCAUGGAGAGCAUGCACGAAAAGAGCCUAAAUGAGGAGAGCCGCUUCGGUCAGAUGAAGGGACUGUCGAUGAGACCGGGUGGGCACAGCGGUAUGGGUCCCCCGCCCAGUCCUCUUGACCAACACUCACAAGGUAGGCGUGCAGUGAAGACAAGUCUUUAACCACUUUCAUCCUCUCCUGUAUUGUGUAAAGGAACUUGUGUGACACAUUCAUAAUUGUGUGAUCAUGUGGUGUGGGAGUGUCUCUGCUGUUGCAACUUCUGAAAUCAAUCCAAAGCAUUAUUUUGACACUUGCUUGGUGUUUCCUUCAACUCCAAAACACUUGAAACACAAGCGAUUUAAUGUUUCAGGUAAUAACUUUAUAUUAAGUCUGAAGUGUGCAGCUUGAAGAGAGGAAAAGGAUACCAUUAAAAAAUAAAACAAUUAUAUGGGUUUAUCACAGUUACGUAACAGUUUUGUGGGAUUCGAGUGAUGUCAGAGAAUCACUCUUAGUUUAUUUUGAAAUGCCGCAGACGUAUAUGUGAGGAACUGUUACGACAUCUUGGAAAAUCAAGUCUCAUGUCUGUGAGGCUUCAGCCACAAGCUCAUGAGCUAACCUAUGUUAAAGACGGUAUCAGACAGUCAGACUUUGUGUGAAGAUGAUACUAGCUGACAUAGUGCUGGGCGAUAGGACGAUAGAUAUCGUGGGCACGAUAGAAAAUGUCUAUCGUGCCAUUUUUAUUUUUAUCGUUUCGGGCGAUAGGCUGUAUUUUAUCCAUAGGGCUUGUGCCAUCAGAUGAUUCAUAGUAACAACAACAAUGAUUGCACAUUCAGUAAGUGUAUUUGGUGUCGAACGGGAAAGAAAACAAUAUUUUCUUACAAAGAAAAGGAUGCGUUGACAUGUAGGCUCACAUUUCUCUUUCGAUUUUGCGACAUGACGCCGCUUUACUGCCCUCUUCGUGUCCAGCGUCUCCCGCCGUUGCGGGUUACCUGGGUUACACACGUGAGGGGAUCAUUGUAAGCAGUGCUUAAUUUGUGCCGGAGCAAGUCGGAGCGCGAUCCGGGACCUCUUUUGAUCGGAUCCGGGACCUAUUUCAGCCGCUCCGGCACCUGUUUUAUCUGCUCCGGGACCUUCCCUGUAGAGGAUGACAUUUUUCGGGAAUUCCCUUGGGUCACGUGAUUCCCGCGGGAAUCCCACGGGAUGGGAGUCAUUUUUUAAUUAAUCCCUUGAUCGGGACGGGACGGGAAAAAAGGCAACGGGAGUGGGCAGGAGCGGGAACAACAUUAAAAGAUGAUCAUUUUCAGCCGUGUUUAACAACCAGAUGAACAGGUGCGUCCAUUUUUGUAGUCAUCUCUCAGUGAGAGCCAACACUCUUGACCGCGCUAGCAACACAAAAGAACUACAACAGUGGUUUGACUUCCUGUCAGCUGGGAGCGCGGCUGCGCAUUUGUACCCUUCAAGCCAGCAGCGAGGAAACGUGAUUUUGUGACAUUCUGUAGUUUUUCAAUCAUUUCUGGAGUCGUGGCGAAUCAAAUCACCUUACCUGUCUGCCCCUGAUAGGCGAAUAAAGCGCUCGGAUUCAUGCUCGGGUCUCGCUACGUGCUUCAAGAGUAAAGUAAACAAUGAUGGAGACAGAGAGCAACUUUGGAGGAGAAACAUUUAGCAGUGUGAACAACCUCUUCAAAAGAGCCCUAAAGACCUACCUUUUUAAUAAAGCCUUUGGUUAGUUUUCCUCUAUGCUUUAUGCUUUUACUACCUUGCCUCUUACAUUGCAACUCUAUAUUUUUAAUUUUUUUUUAAUUCUUUUUUUAUGCCAAUCUGUGACUGUCAUUCUAUUGCUUUUUUAUUGUUGCUGCUCUUUUUUUACUGUGUACUGUAGCACUUUGAGAUUUUUUGUAAAUGUAAAGUGCAUUACAAAUUAAAUUUAUUAUUAUUAUUAUUAUUAUUAUUACUAUGGAGUGCUUUGGCUCACACUAUCGGCAUUUUCUGUGAGUGUUGCAUAACUUUGGGUGAGCACAGACAUGAACGCACUUCGGCCACGUAUUUAUUUAUUCAUUUUUCUAGUUUUAAGUGCUGGUCUUGUACUGGUACUGUACUAGUGCAGCUGUAUACACUUAAAUUUUUCAUAGAACUGAAAGCAUACCAUAGCUAUAUCGUGAUAUAUAUCGUUAUCGUGAUAUAAAAUGAUCCAUAUCAUGAUAUACAUUUUUUUCCAUAUCGCCCAGCACUAAGCUGACACACCCCAGCACUGUGACAGCUAACUAAUAUGUAACAAAUAAUAAAAAGAAGAAUUUGUGGUGUUAGGACUGUUAAAGGGAUAUUCCGGCGUAAAAUUAAUUUAGGGUCAAACACACCGUAACACCGAGUUAGAUACCAACGUUAGUAACGACCAGCCACAGCUCUAACCUCCAAACAUCUUUUUAGCUUUGCCUAAUUUCUUUAGCAAAGAGACCUAAAACACCUCACCUACUCUCUUCCAGCAGUCGCUUGUUUGUAGCGGGACCUCAGGCCAGUCCAUUACGGACUGCUGCAUGGUGACGCAGCUCAUGGAAUAGCAUUUAUGAUCAUUUCUUUAUCAUUUCCUUGAAGUAAUAAUCACCAUAUUAAUUGUUUUGCACUGCAGACACAGUAGUUCUUCUACCUUAGCGUCUCGGUCUGAUUGCAUUUCCAUAAAGAAAUUAUCAUAAAUGUUCUUCCUUGAGCUGCGUCACCCCGCUGCAGUCCGUAAUGAACUGGCCUGAGGUCUUGCUACAAACAAGUGGCUGCUGGAAGAGUGAAAGUGAGUUGCGUUUAGUCUCUUUGCUAAAGAAAUUAGGCAAAGCUAAAAAGAUGUUUGGUGAUUAGUGCUGUGGCGGGGACCCUGUGUGUACUGUUGAUGGAGUUAGGUGCUGUUCUGAGCAUUAUUUGUGGUUAUCGAGUGGCGUUUUGGAUGAGGUUUGUUUAUGGUAUUGCUGUCACGCGGUCCUUACUUAAGUUGGUAAAACUAGAGAAGCAAGCGGUCGGCAACAUUCAUCUCUCGAGGGGGUGUCUAACUCAGUGUUACAGUGUGUUUGACCCUAACUUAAUUUUACGCCAGAAUAUCCCUUUAAGUUCUCAAGUAUUUCAAUAAUUAGGUGCACUAACGAUCUCCAGAAAUCUCUCAGCAUCCCUGUGUGUAUUUCUGUCUGCUUCUUCCAGGUUACCACUCUCCUUUGGGUGGCUCUGACCACUCCAGCCCUGUCCCUUCAAACGGUCCUCCCUCUGGUCCCCUCAUGCCAUCAUCCUCUUCUUCCUCCUCUUCCGGUGGUCCCGGGUCUGCUUCUGCACCUUUAGAAGGCCCCAGUGGAGACCAACACACUCUUGGCUCCAUUAACCGCCCUGGCCCCCCAGGCAGCUCCGGCCCAGGCCCCAGUCCUGGACCUAGUCUUGGCCCUAGUGUCCCAAAUCUUGGAUCUGGGCUUGAAUCAGGGGGCCCUCAAGGUCCUGGCGGCCCUGGUGGCCCUACUCCCUUUAACCAGAACCAGCUCCACCAACUCAGAGCCCAGAUCAUGGCCUAUAAGAUGCUAGCCCGGGGUCAGCCCCUGCCGGACCAUCUUCAGAUGGCUGUCCAGGGGAAGAGGCCGAUGCCAGGUAUGCAGCAGCAGCCGAUACCCAGCUUGGGUUCUGGAGGUGGAGGUGGGCCAAGUGGUGGACCAACAGGACCUGGGCCAGGGCCUGGACCGAUGGGCACAGGCUACAGUCGAGCUCAUGGUGAGUGUUUAUAGAUAUUCUACUACCUGAUGGGUUUUUGACUAAGGACUAAAAAGACAGAGUUUGUGACGAGCCAUUAGUCUCAUAACAGUCUUUACUGACCUGUUUCUUCAGGAAUGAUGGGUCCCAACAUGCCUCCUCCAGGACCAUCGGGUACUCCAGCUGGGAUGCAGGGACCAAACCCGAAUGGACCACCCAAGUCCUGGCCUGAAGGUACGGAGUACUGCUUUAAGGUCUUGUUCAGCCUCCUGUCUACUCCUGUAGACUACAAAUUGUGUAUUAACUUGUCAAAUGAGUUUUUGCAGUCUGCUUUUGAUGUUCAAUCUCAACUGCAGAAAGUCAAAUUGGUCUGGAACGCAAAUAAAACCAAACUCAUGGUAUUUUCGAGCAAGAGUGAGUUACCUGGGAACAUUCCCUCUAUCUUAACUUCGCAGGGUGGACCUAUUUAGCUUGUAUCUGUGUAUAAAUAUCUGGGUUUUCUUGUUGAUCGCAAGCUUUCUUUCAAAGCACAUAUUGCGUUUGGUCACUAAAUUCAGACUAAAGAUAGGUUUCUACUACAGGAAACAAUCCUGCUUCUCCCUCAGUGCUCGAAAAUACCUUGUAUCUGCUACCUUUCUUCCACUGUUGGAUUAUGGUGAUGUUUUAUAUAUGGCUGCUUCAGCCAAAUGCCUGCAGUCCUUAACUUCUGUCUAUCACUGUGCGCUGAGAUUUGUUACUGGUUGUAGUUGCCUAACAUUUAUUGCAAACUUUAUGCCAAGUCUGGCUGGCCAUCUCAGAGUACUCGCAGAUACACUCACUGGAUGACUCUAAUUUAUAAGGUUCUUCUUGGCUUAGCUCCUUAAUCGUCUUCAAAGAACUGAAAGCCACUACUCCCUGCGCUCAAACAACACUGUCCAUUUGAUUGUUCCAUGAAUCAGAACUGAAUUGGGUUUUGUUGCCACAUCAGCAUGGUCUCCAGACUGACCUGAAAUUGUCAGAUUUAAUUUUGUUGGAAGCAUUUUUGUUCAAUCUUACAUGGCAGACUUUGGGAGACCGUGGAACAGGGCCUGUGUUUUUAAUUAUGUUUCUGGAGGCCAUUUUCUUCUUCUUUAUUAUUUUUUAUUUCUGUGAUGUGUGCUGCCGACCUCUUGGCCAGGUCACUCUUGUAAAUGACAUUUCGAUCUCAACGGGUUCUUACCUGGUUAAAUAAAGGUUAAAUAAAAAUAAAGAAUAAAAAAAAAAACAACCCACAGAUUAUUAUAAUAUCAAUGUUUCCUUUGUCCUCCAGGCCCUAUGGUGAAUGCAGCAGCCCCCUCCAACGCACCCCAAAAGCUGAUUCCCCCCCAGCCCACAGGCCGGCCCUCUCCAGCCCCACCAUCAGUCCCCCCUGCUGCCUCCCCAGUAAUGCCUCCACAGACCCAGUCCCCAGGCCAGCCAGCACAGCCUACUCCUAUGAUGCCUUACCACGCCAAGCAGAACCGCAUCACCCCCAUCCAGAAACCCUGCGGCCUGGACCCGGUGGAGAUAUUACAAGAGAGGGAGUACAGGUACAACAGGGUUCCUUAUUGAAGGAGAACUUUAUGAAUGAGGGUUACCUUUCAUGAAAGCAAAGAUCCUUUUUCUUUUCAUAUGUGCUCAAAAGUGAAAAAAUGGUACAUUAAAGCUGAUGUCUGUCAGAUUACAGGCUCGAAUCACUCAUCGCAUCGCUGAAUUGGAGAACCUUCCAGGCUCUCUUGCUGGUGAUUUACGUACCAAAGCCACUAUAGAGCUCAAAGCCCUGCGACUGCUAAAUUUCCAGAGACAGGUAGCCGUGACAUUAUCGAACAUCUCAUUCACACCUUUACCUCUGUCUUUUACAAUACCACACUUGGGAUUUUUCAGUCGUAGCUGGACAUUUUCUGUGCGCUGUCUACCUACAGCUGCGUCAAGAAGUGGUGGUGUGUAUGCGCCGCGACACGGCUCUUGAGACCGCCCUCGACGCAAAGGCCUACAAGCGGAGCAAGCGUCAGUCUCUGCGAGAGGCCCGCAUCACAGAGAAACUGGAGAAACAGCAGAAGAUUGAGCAAGAGCGCAAACGCAGGCAGAAACAUCAGGUAAAGGACGAAUGCAGCUGUUGUUGAGUGUCUUUUUAAAAUUUUUCUCUCCUUCACCUAAACUUGUCUUUUUCUUCUAGGAGUACCUCAAUAGCAUCCUGCAGCAUGCCAAAGAUUUCAAAGAGUACCAUCGCUCCAUCACAGGGAAAAUGCAAAAGCUGACCAAAGCUGUAGCCACCUACCACGCCAAUACUGAGCGUGAGCAAAAGAAAGAGAACGAGCGUAUCGAGAAAGAGAGGAUGAGGAGGCUUAUGGUGAGAAAAAAAUAACAAUAACCCACAGGUACAGUUGUAUUAGCGCCCUAUAACUACACAAUGUGUGCGUGCGUGUGUGUCCUCACAGGCUGAAGAUGAGGAGGGUUAUCGUAAACUUAUCGACCAGAAGAAGGAUAAGCGUCUGGCCUACCUGCUGCAGCAAACGGAUGAGUAUGUCGCCAACCUCACAGAGCUUGUAAGAGCUCACAAAGCUGCACAGGCUCUGAAGGAGAAAAAGAAGAAGAAGAAGAGAAAGAAGAAGGUACGGAUAAUAAUAAGGACAAUGCAGACAAUUUAAGAAAGCCUCAUUUUCAUCGAAUCGAAAACCAAGCUGUAACACAAGUGGUCUUUGAUUUUAAACAGUGACUGUCAUAAAGGAUUACUGUUUUAUCUCGCAGUUGGAGAAUGCUGAGGGUCCGACUCCUGCUAUGGGUCCAGACGGAGAGGUCAGCCAAAUGACAACAGAUUAUCACCAUCACUAUCACUAUCCUAAACUAUCUAAAACUUUUUUAUCAUUUGAAUAAUCCAGACAAAUGACUUGUUUUUGUUCUUGCAGCCUCUGGAUGAGACGAGUCAGAUGAGUGACCUGCCUGUUAAGGUCAUUCACGUGGACAGUGGUAACAUCCUGACGGGAGUGGACGCUCCUAAAGCUGGACAGCUGGAGACGUGGCUGGAGAUGAACCCUGGGUGAGACUGACUAAAGAGAGGAGGAGUGACUUGUAUAUGUAAAUCAAAUAAGUGGUGGGCGACAUUGUUGAAGAUCAGUCUGCAGGUCUGAAGAAUUUGACGAUUAAUAAUUUGCAAAAAAUAGAAACAAAUUAGUCCAAUAAGACAUGCUUUACUUCACUCCUAGGGGUACAGGAUCAGGUUACAUGGUAUUGCACACGAUGAUAAGUUUCUGAAGUUGAAAUUGAAGUUUUCCUCCCUGCCCCCUUGUUAAAUAUCUUCAUGAAAUCAUAAACAUUUUAAACAUUUUAAAUAUGGGUGUCAACUAUUUGCCUUAAAGGGAUAUUCUGGCAUAAAAUUAAGUUGGGCCAAACACACUGUAACACCGAGUUAGACAACCCCUCAAGAGAGGAAUGUUGCUGACUGCUUGCUUCUGUAGUUACACCAACUUUAGAAAGGACCGCACAAACCAGUACACAAUGGUCUACGUCUCCAUGCGCACACUCACCCACUCUCCUCCAGCAGCCACUUGUUUGUGGAUGAGACCUGACAAGUCGAUCACCAAGUGCAGCGGAGUUUCGCAGCUCAAGGAAGAACAUUUAUGAUUAUUUCUACAUGGAAAUACAAUCAGACCGAGACACUAAGGCAGAAGAACUACCACGUCUGCAGUGCAAAAUGAUGAAUAUGAUGAUUAUUACUUCAUGGAAAUGAUCCGCAGCACUCGGUCAUCGACAUGUCAGGGCUCCCCCCACAAACAAGUGGCUGCUGGAAGAGAGUAGGUGAGUUGUGUUUAGUCUCUUUGCUUAAGAAAUCAGGCAAAGCUAAAAAGAUGUUUGGUGGCUAGUACUAUGGCUAGGACCCUAUAUGUACUUUUGAUGAAGUUAGGUGCUGUUCUGAGCAUUAUUUGUGGCUAUAGAGUGGCGUUUUGGUUGAGGUUUGUUUAUGGUUCCUCAGACCGCUUUGUAUUGCUAUCCUGCGGUCGUUAUUAAAGUUGGUAUAACUAGAGAAGCAAGCGGUCGGCAACAUUCAUCUGUACAGAUACAGAGGCUGUUGUCAAAGUUAUAAAACCAUUCAUUUUCUUGCUGCAGUUACGAGGUGGCUCCUCGGUCAGACAGUGAAGACAGUGAGGAGGAAGAAGAGGAGGAGGAGGUGGGUUGUUUGAACAGUCAUGUUUGAAGCUAGCUUCUUGUCCACUGCUUCGCUCACUGACCAGCUGUCUGACAGGGAGAAGAGGAGGAGCCUCAGCCGUCGACCGCUCUGGUGGAUGACAAGAAGAAAAUAACAGACCCUGACAGUGAAGAUGUGUCAGAGGUGGAUGUCCGGCACAUCAUCGAGUGAGUAAAGACAUGGGGUAUCACACUUAAAACAUCAGAGAAAAGGGUCCACCAGCUGAAACAGUGUUUGUUUGUUUUUUUCACUGUAGAAAUGCUAAACAGGAUGUGGAUGAUGAAUACAGCGGUGCAGCAUUCGCCCGUGGCCUUCAGUCAUAUUACUCUGUGGCCCACGCUGUCACAGAAAAAGUGGAGAAACAGUCCACUUUGUUAAUAAACGGACAACUCAAACAGUAUCAGGUGAACGAGAACAACUGAUCAGUUAACCAGUAUCACUCGAUUAAUCAUGCACAGAGAAAUUUAUACCACAGAAACCUUUUUUUUGUUGUUGUUUGUCAGAUAAAAGGUCUGGAGUGGCUGGUGUCUCUCUACAACAAUAACCUAAACGGGAUCCUGGCAGAUGAGAUGGGUCUGGGAAAAACCAUCCAGACAAUCGCCCUCAUCACGUACCUCAUGGAGCACAAACGUCUCAAUGGACCCUACCUCAUCAUUGUACCCCUCUCGUAAGCAAAUCCCCUUGUUAUUCCAACAUUUCACCCUUCAUCAGUUGAGUUAUUUGAUUUAACCUAGACGUUACGUGUCGACUGAGCUGCCUCUCGUUGACAGGACUCUUUCUAACUGGGUUUAUGAGUUUGACAAGUGGGCGCCCACAGUUGUGAAAGUGUCCUACAAGGUGAGUUUUUUUGCAGCCAUACUAGAAUGACCCUGAAUUUGUUUAUAAUUACGAUGUUUCAGCUAGUUAACUUUAACUUUUACUUUUUAUGUUCUAUUAGGGGUCUCCUGCUGCCAGAAGAGCCUUCGUCCCCCAACUGCGCAGUGGAAAGUUUAACGUUUUACUCACCACUUAUGAGUAUAUCAUCAAGGAUAAACAAGUGCUGGCCAAGGUGAGACUAGAUAUUCAACUAGGAUUGCCUUUUUUUUGUCAAUCAGUGCUGACAGUUCGGUAUUUAUUUGUGGUUUUAAGGCCUUAGAUUGGGAUCAAGCUGGUGUGUUUAAUAAGGAGAAACUUGAACUAGGGCUGGGCGAUAUGGCCUCAAAUCAAUAUCAGGAUAUAUUGAGCAGUUCACCUCGAUAACGAUGAAUGGACGAUAACUACUCCACAAGCUGGUCCCCUCCCACAUUAACUUCGUCUAUUUUAGCCGCAACUUUUGAACUGUCCUCCAUCUCCUCACCUGUAUUUCCCUCUUUGUUACGGACUGGAUGGGGUAGAGUCACGUCUCUGACGUAGGACAGCGUCUUAAAGGGACAUGAGACAUUAGCCUACCUACACACAUCCAAAAACAACUGUUAUUCAUUCAUUUUUUUGGCACCAAAUAUAUUGAUAUGGGCAAAAUGACGUCGGUUAUUGUCGUAAAUUUCGGUAUCGGUAAAUUUUCGCUUUAUCACCCAGCCCUACAGCCCUAACUUGAACCCUUAUUUGAUGUUUUCCUGGAUGUAAAUUCACCCCCGUUCUCUAGAUCCGUUGGAAGUACAUGGUCGUGGAUGAGGGCCACCGUAUGAAGAACCAUCACUGUAAGCUGACCCAGGUCCUGAACACCCACUACCUGGCCCCGCGGAGAGUCCUGCUGACGGGAACACCGCUGCAGAACAAACUGCCUGAGCUCUGGGCGCUGCUAAACUUCCUCUUGCCGACGAUCUUUAAGAGCUGCAGCACCUUCGAGCAGUGGUUCAACGCCCCGUUCGCCAUGACUGGAGAGAAGGUGGAAAGAAGGCUGAAUUUUGUACAGAAAUAAUGAAAAGAGAAAGGACAACAGGCAGGAGGUUCAGUAUGUUCCAGCCUAAUAACCUGCUGAGUGUUUUAUUUAUUUCACUCCAGGUGGACUUAAACGAAGAGGAGACCAUCUUGAUUAUCCGGCGUCUCCAUAAAGUGCUCCGCCCUUUCCUGUUACGUAGAUUAAAGAAAGAAGUGGAGGCACAGCUUCCAGAGAAGGCAUGGUUUACUUCUUUAACACACAUACAUAUCAGAUGAAAUACUUCCACCAACACUUCAAAACUCAUAAUCUCCAAUAGAUCAGAGAAAGCAUUAAUCUAUUUCUAUCCUUGAGUUCUCCUCUGACAUUCAUCCGCUCUGCCUCUGUCCUCCCUCAGGUGGAAUAUGUGAUCAAGUGUGACAUGUCAUCUCUUCAGAGGGUGCUGUACAGACACAUGCAGGCCAAAGGGGUCCUGCUCACUGAUGGAUCGGAGAAAGACAAGAAGGUGAGAGAAUAAACACUUUUAACACGGUAGUUUGGGCAUUUGGACUGAAAAACACCAACGUUAAAACCCACAUGAGUGUUUGAUAUCUAUGUUCAAGUGUAGCUACUGUUAAAAAAAAGACCUUUUUUGUUGUUUCCCAGGGUAAAGGAGGAACUAAGACGCUGAUGAACACCAUCAUGCAGCUGAGAAAGAUCUGUAACCACCCGUACAUGUUCCAGCAAAUAGAGGUACGACAAAUUCUGUGUUAAGAUCUUUGUAACAAUAACACUAUUACUUUUUUAGUUUAAUAACUAUGUGAAAGAAACUCAAUCUGAUUAAUUUUGUAUUGCUUACUUAAUUUUGUUUGACUUUAUGAUAAAAAUAAAGAAAUUCAGCUGAAAACAAAAGAGAUCUCCUUCUCUGUUUUUGCAGGAGUCCUUCUCUGAACAUUUAGGAUUCUCUGGUGGGAUCGUCCAAGGGUAAGUUUUAAUUUCACUUAACGCACAUACAAGCGUUCACACACAAGUUAACCGGUUUCACCUGCCUCUCUGUCAGUCCUGACCUUUAUCGGGCAUCAGGAAAGUUUGAGGUGCUGGAUCGAAUCCUUCCAAAGCUGAGAGCCACAAACCACAAAGUGCUGCUUUUCUGUCAGAUGACGUCGCUCAUGACCAUCAUGGAGGAUUACUUUGCUUAUCGCAGUUUCAAGUAUUUGCGUCUGGAUGGUGAGGCAGCAAUCUUCUCUAAGUGGGAAAUGUUUUCUACUUUAGUUAUUAUUUAGUUUCUUUCUCAGCUCUCUGUCUUACUCUUUACUCUACUAAUAUUCUUCUUACUUAAAUGCUGUUCACCUGCUUUUCUUCUUCCACCACCCCUCUAACAUCUCAGGUACGACGAAGGCUGAGGACAGAGGAAUGUUGCUGAAGACAUUCAAUGAUCCUGAGUCUGAGUACUUUAUCUUCCUCCUGAGCACAAGAGCUGGAGGCCUCGGCCUUAACCUGCAGUCUGCUGACACUGUAGUAAUAUUUGACUCUGACUGGAACCCUCAUCAGGUGUGAUAAAUGUUUAUUCUCGCUUACAAAAGAAUGAAACAAGCAGAGACCUCAUGUUUAAGAUCUAGAGUUGGGGAUAUUUGAUAUGAGGUGAGUGUGUUUGAGUUAGAUCAAGGCAAUAACGAAUGCUAAUGCUAACACAAUCAAGCUACAUGUAAACAGUGGUAUGUCUGUUAGUGGCAAAGAAAAACAUUGACCACAGAGUUAUACUAAUAAGUUAGUGCCGGUGUUAAACUCUCUGAGUGCAACUGCUAACAGAAUUCAACCGACUGUUUUUACACUGAAGUCUCGACUCAACGCAAACUUGAUUUAUAGAGCACAUUUAAAACAACAGGGGGUAACCAAAGUACUCAACAGAUUAAAAGCAGCAGGGAUGAUCAAAGUGUAAUUACAGCAAUUACAAUAAAUAUAAUGAAUACUAAAAUACAUCAACAUAAAACAUGGUGCUAUAGAAUAAAAUAGCAAUAAAAUAAAUAAAGUAUAAGGUAAAAUUUCACCAGAAGUCCAUUUAAACUUGAUUUAAAGCAGAGGAGAAAAGGUGAGUCUUUAGGGAGGACUUAAAAACCUCAGUCGAUCCUGCAGAGUGGUUGUGCAGGUGCAGGUUCUGUAGCCUGAGGGUCGCCGCCACGAAGGCUGGGUCACCUUUGGACUUUAACCUUGUUUUGGGGGGUGACCAGUAGCAGCUGAUUAGAAGACCUCAAUGUUCUUGCAGGGGUGUGGAUAUGAAAGGAGCUCAGACGUGAAAGUGGACCUCUCCAAAAAUGAGACUUUUUAAAAGUAAUGAUAAUAUUCCACUGAGCAAUAGAUGGCCUUAAGAGGUCUAGUUUUUUUUUAGACCUAAUUUCAACCGUCUAGAUUCUGAAGAUUUUUAGACAGAAUUCAGAUGUUGCACUUUAACCCAUUAAUGAUAACUAUUUAUUUCAAAAAGCAACUGUGAGUUGCAUAAAAAAACAACUUUGAUUUUUAGAUGUCUAUUAGACCUCUUUUAGACAAAAAAAUGCUCAGUGUGAUGUCUUAAACCACUAGUCUGGAAUAAUAAUGACAAAUCUCUAAAAUGUGUGAAGUGGCUUAUUAAGCUUUCUCAGACUUUUUAAUUUCAGAGUUUGAGAUUUUUGCCUUUGUUCUCUAAAGAGACGCAUCUCUAAGUUGGAAAUUUUGCCCAUAAAAUUGACACACAAUACAAAACAUCAGGACUGUAGAAGAUAGGACGGCUGUCGGGCUGAAACAGCGAUGGUUGGGCAGACUGACAGAAAAAAAGGAUUUCUGAUAGAUGAAAUGUUAAACUGGUUUUCUGAAGGGUUUUCUCACUAGAUUUCCCUCCAGUAGAAGUUUCAAACUGUCUACACAUGUGUCACAGAUGUCCGUCUGCUUGCACAGUAGAGCUUGAAACUUGACCAUUUCUCUUCCUCCUCCCUCCUCAUGUCCUCUCCAGGACCUGCAGGCCCAGGACCGAGCUCACCGUAUCGGUCAGCAGAACGAGGUGCGUGUGCUGCGUCUGUGCACUGUCAACAGCGUGGAGGAGAAAAUCUUGGCUGCUGCCAAGUACAAACUGAAUGUGGACCAGAAGGUCAUCCAGGCCGGCAUGUUCGACCAAAAGUCCUCCAGCCAUGAACGCAGGGCCUUCCUGCAGGCCAUCCUGGAGCAUGAGGAGCAAGACGAGGUCUGGGGUCAGGAAGUGUGUCUACGCAUUAAUGUGUGUGCGUGCACCUGCGACACACACAAUUUAUAGAGUGUGCUGUCUUAUGCUCUGCGUGCCAAUGUGUGUCUGCUGUAUUCAGGAGGAGGACGAGGUGCCAGAUGAUGAGACGGUCAACCAGAUGAUCGCCAGGAGCGAGGAGGAGUUUGACCAGUUCAUGGUCAGCUUUUGAGAAAAAUCACAGCUCAGUUUUUUCUUAUAAACUUAUAAAAUCUCCCCCACCUUUGUUAUUUCUCCUUGCCUUUUUGUCUUCCUCUCUCCUUCUCAGCGUAUGGACCUCGACCGGCGCCGUGAGGAGGCCCGAAACCCGCGGCGAAAACCUCGUUUGAUGGAGGAGGAUGAGCUGCCGACCUGGAUCAUGAAGGAUGACGCCGAGGUGGAGCGUUUGACCUGUGAGGAGGAGGAGGAGAAAAUGUUUGGACGAGGUUCUCGGCAAAGAAAAGAGGUCGACUACAGCGAUUCCCUGACUGAGAAACAGUGGCUCAAAGUAAGUUUAUUUAAAAUGACGGGAAUGAAACAGAAACUAAAAGUCUUGAUUCGUUGAGAUGAAACUGUCUCAUGUUCUGUGUCAUCGCAGGCGAUAGAGGAGGGCACACUGGAGGAGGUGGAGGAAGAGGUGCGUCACAAGAAAACAACUCGUAAGAGGAAGCGGGACCGUGACCUGGACCUUCCCGGUCCCUCUUCUUCUCUGGGCGGAAGAGGACGAGGAGACAAAGAUGACGAUGGAAAGAGACAGAGAAAGAGGGGAAGACCGCCUGCUGAGAAACUUUCCCCCAAUCCACCUGCUCUCACUAAGAAGAUGAAGAAGAUAGUGGACGCCGUCAUUAAGUACAAAGACAGGUAACAGACUGAAGCUAUGGUGAAGCAGGUUUUAUACACGUGUGAGAACUCCACACAUCGACUCUUAAGGAGGGAACUAUGAUAAACAGACCAAUUUGAGUUUAUCCCUACACUUUUGGGCCAAUGAAAUGUCCAAAAAGAGGUCAUAUUGAACCUCAUCAGACAUUUUAAUGAAAUGCACAAAAGUCAGUGAGCACUUUCAAAAAACUUCUUACAUGUUAUUCUUGAAAUACAGUGUCGCCUGAACUACAGACUCUUUUAUCAUUGUCAGAAAAUCAGAAACUAUUAUUUUAAUCAGUAACAUUUUUACUUCUCCGCUUAAAAGUUUUAUAGUUUAUGGGCUUACAAAGAGUUUUCAUUGACAGAAAAGUUCUGUUACUGUCUGAAAGUUGCAGUAAAUGAUGAAAGGUGCUUUUACAUUAUACUGUUUUCACUCUGCAGUAUGAUUCAUAGUGUUUUAUUUACAGCGUUUGGAUGGGAGCAUGGCGAUGUGGUUGGCGAGUUUCCACAGAUAAUACAAAUACGAAUAAUAAUACAAAUUAUAGAAAUAAUUCAAAGAACUUUAUUUACUAACUAUAUUGUUUGUCUAGAAUCUCGUCAACUAUUAAUAGACGAAUAAAGAAGUGGGAUGGCUUUGGAUGCAAAGGAUUGGGGGUGGGAAUCACCUGUGGCCCCACGAUACGAUAUUAUCACGAUACUUGGGUGAAAAGACAAUACGAUAUUAUUGCAAUUUUUAACAUUCUGCAAUACAGUGAGUAUUGCAGUACAAUAUAUUGCAAUUUAUACAAUUCUUUCCACUUUUUAGCUAAUUUAGCAUUGGUCUUUUCUUUAUGUUUGUCUUAUUUAAACAGUAUUUUAUUUUCAUGUAGCACAUCUUGCAAACCUUAAGUGUCAGGUCCAUCUCAUUUGUGCCCUGUUUGCAUUCCUAAUGUCUUUCCCUGGUGCUGUGAUAUUUGUUGUACUAACUUUCUCCUGCUCUAUGAUAUCACCUCUGCCAACUUCAUUGGACAAACACUUGAUUUUAGAUUUGACUUCAUAUUAACAAUCAAUUUGGAAAAAAAUGGAUACUUGGUAAAUGAGAUGACACGAUAUAUCACCAGACAAAAUAUCACAAUACUAUGCUGUAUCGAUUUUUUCUCCCACCCCCACAAAAGAUCUUCUUAAUCUUCACCACUGUUGUUUUUUAAGCAGGAUGUUGAGUCUGUAUCCUGGCGACUGUUUCAUGGAGAACAUCACAUGGAACUUCGGCAGUUGCAUUAUGCUUUCUCAGAGUAGAGUAGAGUUCUCUAUUAACAGUGAAUCAGGCAGCUGAAGACGCAGACUGAAGAGAAGGUUUAUUUUUAUUCCUUUACUUAAUCUGUGAUCUAUGCAAACAUAAUUCUGUCCAUACGGUCAGUCAGCUCUCUCUUAACUCAGCCUAAAUAAACUGUCGUGUUUGGAGGAUUACGAAUCACUCUGACGCUUUUUUUGAUGUCAUAUCUUGCAGCACCAGUGGGCGUCAGCUGAGCGAGGUGUUCAUCCAGCUGCCAUCUAGAAAAGAACUACCAGAGUACUACGAGCUGAUCCGCAAACCCGUGGACUUCAGGAAGAUUAAGGUGAGCUGGUGACUCCAAGAACAGCCCAUGAAUAAAACUGUAGCUGUGUGGAUGAUAUAAGUAGAUCCACAUGUUCACAAGUACGAGAAACGUUUUCAUCCCUCAAAUAUAUGCAGAUGUUCACAUGCUGUAUGUUUAUCGUAGGAGAGGAUCCGAGGUCACCGCUACCGCAGUCUGGGGGACUUAGAGAGAGACGUCAUGCUGCUCUUCCAAAAUGCUCAGACCUUUAACUUAGAGGGGUCACUGGUGAGACCAAAUGUGAACAGACCAACAGUUUGUAUAACAUACAACAACUUUUAUUUAGGAGAUAUAGGGAAUGAAAAAUACUUUCAGAGCAGAAAAGCAAGAACUCUUUUCCACCAGCAGUGAGACAAUAAAGUUGUUUUGUGCUGUUUUGUGCGUCUGUUAUGAAAGCAGACAGAUGAAGUGAAUGUAGAGAAUAAAAGGACCUAAAAGAAGUCGUCAAUGCAUAAUUCCUCGGACUGAGUGUAUCUGAUUAUGACUUUUUAAGAGAAAUGCAAACUGGGAUCUGUGAGUUUGUUUUUAUUUUGUGUUUGAGCUACAGGAUUCAAAUAAUUUGCAGAUAAUUUCUUCAGAACAAAAACACAAACAGCAUGCAAAUGAAAUAUUUCACAAAGUUCAUCUUGUUUAUGUUUGGCUCAGCAGUUGUUUCCAUCACACACAACAGACAACUGGUCUAAUAUACUUUUCAUGUGAGCAGAUCUACGAAGACUCCAUCGUCCUCCAGUCAGUGUUCACAAGUUUGAGGCAGAAGAUCGAGAAAGAGGAGGAGAGUGAAGGGGAGGACAGCGAGGAGGAGGAAGAGGAGCUGGACGAAGGAUCAGAGUCUGAGUGUAAGCACGUCUGCGUGACAAAAGGAGUCAGUCGUGUUUUAAGUGUGCAGUAUCUGAAUCAGAGAAUAAAUGUGGUUUUUAGAUUAUAUAUUUUUUUAUUUGUUGUGCGUGUGUGUUUGUGUGUGUAUGAUUAGCUCGCUCAGUGAAAGUAAAGAUCCGUCUGGGAAGAAAGGAUAAAGGAGGAGAUCGUGGGAAAGGACGCAGCAGACGGAUGGGACGUACGAGAGCCAAACCGGUUGUCAGUGAUGAUGACUCAGAGGAUGAGCAGGAAGAGGUACGUCACAGUGUGUGUCUGUGUGUCUGUGUGUGUAUUUUUCUGUCUGUGUGUCUUUACAAGAGGCAGAGAACCAGUUUGAAAUUAUAUAUAGAAACGUUUUAUUUUUAUAACCUGGCCAGCUCGUCUCUGAGUCACUCACUUUUCCUUUUUUAUUUUAACAGCAGAAGUAAUGGUAGCUUCGGUUCGAUAGUUUCAAGUUUGUGCUCUGUCUGUUUGCAAAACAUGCUCAAGAAAUCUGACUCAUGUUGGAACGUGCAAUCACACUUGAGACAUACAGCUGCAGGACAGUUUCAGAGCCAAGAGUGAGUGACAUGACUGGAUUAAAGAAAGUGAGGGUUAGGGCGACCUCCUUUUUUCCUUCCUGGUUUAUUUUAUUUGUCUCUUCCUGCCUAAACAUUCAAACAUGAAUGAUCAAAUAAAAGGAUUUUAAGUUUUCUUAACAUCCUGGGUUGCAGCUGUCUGUGAAUAAGGAACUUUUUGUUCUCAUGAUUGUUCUUUAGUUCACAGGUUUUCUUCAAUGUUGUGAACUGAAUGUCAAACUCAGGCCACAAACUCGUGUGGUCAAGAAGCUCAUUUUAAGCGCUUAGGCUUGCCUUAUAUGGUAUUUUUGUCCAACCAGGUUUUCUGAAGAAAAAUGAUCUCCAUAAGCUCUUGUUUUCUUUUGCAUUUGCAUUUGUGCAUUUGCAUUUGUUUCUCUUCCAGGAGCGCUCACCUAGUGCCACAGAUGAGGAGUCCUGAACUGAACUGUCAGCUGGGAGGGACAGAAGCAUAAAGCACCACAUCCGCAGUAAAUAAAACACACCUUGUCAAUUCACCAUCCACCCUCAGUCAGACGCCACGGGGCUGAAAAGAAAAAGAGGAAUACUGGGAACAGACAUAUUUGAACAUUACAUGGAAACACAUUAAGGUUCAAAUUUACACAUUUAUUACAAAUUAGCUCAUCACUGGAUCUGUUUUUUUCUAUGUUUGCAAAGACACAGUCUGAAAAGUCGACAUAGAGAGUCCUGGGUGUCAUUUCAGGAGAGAUUUGUACCUUUUUACGAGACGUGUCCAUAUGCAGGUGUUAAAAUAUCACUUUGAUUUUAACAUUCUUAUUUUAUUCAAAGGUUACAGAUUAAACAAAUUCAAUAUAACAGUACAUAAUGAAAGGUAAAGUCCCAUUGGACAUAAACUACAGUUUCUUAAGAGUAACAACUUAACAUGCCUUCCAGACCAACACUACAGUGAAGGUUUUAUUUAAUCAUUUAUUUUAGAGGAGGAAUGUAAUGUGUUUUUUCCCAUCUUUUUGUGGUUAAUUGUCCAAAUAGCAAUUUGUUUGUGACAACUUUAACUAAGAUAAAUGUGUUGUUAAAUUUUCAUAAUCAGCGUUUAUCGCUUUGAGACGUCUCAAGCUUGAAAAAAGAGUAAAUGUACCACAAACGCCCCAAAGCCGUCUAACACCACAUACUAUGUGGAUCCAAUUGUGUUGGUUACAACAGUAACACUUCUCUCCGAGACCAAGAGUCAAUUAUUUAUGAGUAUAUAAAUAUUUGAUAUACAACCUAAAACAAAUAUGUGGUUGUAAGUAGAUAUGAUGACGACCCUCAUGGUCAUGAAUGUACAGUUUGCACAGUUUCUCCAUGAAACAAAAACUAUAUUUACUGGACCGGCUUAAUAGCUUGUUUACAUGCUAGCUUUUCAUUAUGGGUGACCAUAGGAAGAGUUAUAAAAAAAUUAGACAAUUGACCAAGUAACCUGAUUGGAUAAGAGUUACGACAUUUAAAGUAUAGAGCAUUACCUGGUCUCAAACAGAUGUAUCAUCACUCCACCCGAGCCUCAUGUUUAUAAAUAUGUUUAUUUUCAUGACAGCAGAGCGUCUUUCUCUGGACUGAUUUAGGUUGUACCCCAAAGCAGCUGUCAACAGACUUACUUUACUGUUUGCAUGAUUAUUAGAAAUAUACAAGUAAGUGUUCAUAAUACUGAGUGAUGAGUCUGCUGAAGCUGCUGUUAAUGUAGGUUGCUUGGCAACACACAGGUUACACUGUAAACAAAAGCUGUUGUUACUGGUUACCCUUUUAAAAGUGUAUGUUCGUUGUACGUCUAUUGUAUAUUCAAUAUCACGCUCAAGGCUGUGAUGUUUUAUUGAAUGUCAUCACACUGUGAUUCUCUUCAGCAGCACUCUUCCUGCAGUCUUGAGUCGAUAACUGGAUCCUAUUAUUUAGCACAGCGAGACUCACUUCAGGGUGAUAUUACCCCCAAAAAGCUAUGAACAAACGCACUCAUGAAGGCCUAUAUCUGCUUACAAUUACAGUAUAAUGUUAUAAAAACGCUCACAUACAAAGAACAUUUCAGAGUAAUUUAGGAAAAUCCAGUUCACCUAGAUUUCACCGUACUUCACUUUAUAUGAACCCUGUAUUUGUCCAGAUUUUUCAAAUGUGCGUGAAGCCUUUUUACAAAAAUGUAUCCUUAGAUAACUUAAAGAGCGAGAACUGGCAGGAACCAGUGAAAUGAAGUGACUAACACUAGAAUGUAAAUAGGAAAUGUUUUGGGAUAGUGCUGAGUUUUUACUGGAUAUGAGCGACCACCUUAUUUCACCUUCAACUCCAUCCUCACAAACAUGUAAACACGGCUGAUGUUUCCCCCUGCUUCACUGUGGCAACCUGCUGUAAAAACAGUCAGCCUCUUUUCCAAACGCUGUCUGUCACAUAUUUGUGACCAAAGCUCGGUGUUUGAGUUGGAAAUAUCCACCUGCUGUGGUUGGAAGUGUCUCCAGACUUCUCGGAAGCUCUUUAGUAUCCCUCCGUAUUUAUUUGAUUGAGGUUUUCACAGAGUUCGGUCCAGGUCACUCUCCGAUCUGUAAAUACAGUUCAGCAUAAAAACAAACUACUUCGCCAUGCUGCUGCUUUCCUGAUAGACCUUCGAUAUCAGCAAAUCGUAGAUUGUAGACGAACUGAAUAAUGAUUGAUUUGUACUGUAACUUAAACUGUUUCUCCUUCAGUUAUAUUGUCUGGUGAUUUUAGGAUUUCAGAAUAGUUUGAUGUACUUUGGCACUUUUUAUGUUUUUGAUUAUAAGACAAAGGACCAGAAGGACAGUGGCUCCUCUCUGCUUGUAAGCGCCUCACGGCCGUAUGGUGUUGGAUAACUGUAUAGAGAAAUUUUUAGAGUACAAUGUCAAUGCACGUGUGUACAGCUCGACCAGUUGAGUACCGCACUUUUUUUCCAUAUGGUAGACAACUAGAGCAAAGAAACAACAACCAAAGCAUCAACAUUUUCCCUGCUGAGUUAUCCGGAUCUAUCUGUGUUGUGUUGUGUAAAUGUUGUUGGAACUAAAGACAAUAAAUCACUGUGAAAGUGAGUGUUGGC
Messenger RNA from Xyrichtys novacula (pearly razorfish), 22090 nucleotides. Lineage: Eukaryota; Metazoa; Chordata; Actinopteri; Labriformes; Labridae. The record is from the annotation of a GenBank genome assembly.